Messenger RNA from Daucus carota subsp. sativus, 733 nucleotides. Its product is annotated as large ribosomal subunit protein uL18c. NCBI's taxonomy places the organism in Eukaryota, Viridiplantae, Streptophyta, Magnoliopsida, Apiales, Apiaceae. The record is from RefSeq and is a predicted model, not a curated record. Gene Ontology annotation, molecular function: 5S rRNA binding; structural constituent of ribosome. Gene Ontology annotation, biological process: translation. Gene Ontology annotation, cellular component: ribosome. The coding region runs from base 38 to 544 and encodes 168 amino acids. The transcript has 3 exons.
UACACACACCUUAUCUACAACACUGGACUCUGUAAAGAUGGCUUCAGCUUCUUCCUUAUCAUUUCUCCCCGGCGCUUCUCUGUCCUACUCUCAACACCCCCCAUUUCUCCGGCCAAAGCUUCCAUCUUUGCCAUCAGCUCCGAAGCCACACUAUCAGUCACUAGUUGUUGAGGCCAAGGCAAGAACCAGGCAAGACAAUCGUGUUGCUCGUCACGUUCGUAUCCGCAAGAAGGUUGAAGGGACCACGGAAAGACCAAGAUUGAGUGUCUUCCGCUCCAACAAGCAUUUAUAUGUGCAAGUGAUCGACGACACAAAGAUGCAUACUCUUGCGUCAGCUUCAACAAUGCAGAAACCUAUCUCAGAGGAGUUUGACUUCAGCGCUGGUCCCACUAUUGAUGUAGCAAAGAAAGUAGGUGAAGUGAUAGCAAAGUCCUGCAUUGACAAAGGUAUCACCAAAGUGGCCUUUGAUCGAGGUGGAUACCCUUACCAUGGACGCAUUGAAGCCCUUGCUAAUGCUGCUAGGGAGCACGGCCUUCAAUUUUAGAACUUGAGUGGUUAAUUUAAUUUUUCUGUGGAUUUUUCCUUUUUUCCCUUUUAUGAAAAAAAUUGUAUGUAGAAAGAAGCAUGGAAGGAUGAAGGGUCCCCUCAUCAGCUAAUUGUAACAAUGGAGAGUGCUUUUGUCCACUGUAAACUGGUUGUUCAAAUUAGAGGAAAAAACUUUGUUUUAGCUGCA